Penicillium cosmopolitanum is the source of this 1272-nucleotide messenger RNA. Its product is annotated as glycoside hydrolase family 5. The coding region runs from base 1 to 1272 and encodes 423 amino acids. The record is from RefSeq and is a predicted model, not a curated record. Gene Ontology annotation, cellular component: extracellular region; cell surface. Gene Ontology annotation, molecular function: beta-glucosidase activity. NCBI's taxonomy places the organism in Eukaryota, Fungi, Ascomycota, Eurotiomycetes, Eurotiales, Aspergillaceae. Gene Ontology annotation, biological process: glucan catabolic process. The transcript has 2 exons.
AUGAAAUCCCUCGCUGGCGUGGUACUUCUUGCCAGCAGCGCCCUGGCUUGGCUUCCUCAGGAUCAAGACCUCGCUGCAUUUAACGUCUCUCGCUAUGAGACACUUGAAAAGCGCUUUAAACCGGCCUUGCCCAAUGGCGUGAACAAGAUUCGUGGUGUCAAUUUUGGAGGAUGGCUCAUCUGCGAGCCUUGGAUGAUGAGCAACGAGUGGAAUAAUGUCAUGGGCUGCAACGGCGCUGCGAGUGAGUUUGAUUGCAUGAGAAACCAGUACUCUGGAAGCAAUCGUGAGAAUGGCAACACCAAAUUUGCAAACCAUUGGAGAGAUUGGAUCAAUCCGGCCACAGUCCAGUCCGUUCACGACGUCGGUCUCAAUACCAUCCGUAUCCCGAUCGGCUACUGGUCCUAUGUCGACAUCGUGGAUAAAGCUAGCGAGCCUUUUGCCGACGGCAGUCGCAUGUUACCAUACCUCGACGCAGUCGUCGGAAAGGCCGCCGACCUGGGCCUUUAUGUCAUUAUUGACUUUCACGGCGCCCCUGGCGGCCAGCAGCAGGAUGCCUUCACCGGCCAACUGAACGUCCCCGCCGGUUUCUAUAAUUCCUACAAUUUCGGUCGCGCUGAGAAGUGGCUCUCCUGGAUGACGAAUCGCAUUCACACCAACAACGCCUAUCGGUCCGUCGGCAUGAUCGAGGUCCUCAACGAGCCUGUCUCCCGCCACGACGCUGGCGGUCGGUACCCGGCUCCAGGCGAGGACCCUGGCCUGGUGCAAGACUACUAUCCCAACGCCCUCAAGGCCGUGCGAGAUGCCGAGGCGUCUCUGGGCGUGGCUAGUGACAAGAAGUUGCACGUCCAGUUCAUGUCAAGCAAGUGGGAUUCUGGCGAUGCGCGUAGCAACGCACAAGUGAAGAAUGACCCUAUGACUGCAUACGAUGACCACAACUAUAUUGGUUUUGCUUUGAGCGGGACGAGUGACCAGGGGGCCCUUAUGAAUAGUGCGUGCUCCGAUAGCCGUGUUGUAAGUGGUCAAGACUUUACAAUUACCGGCGAAUGGAGCAUGACUUCUGGCGCCGACUGGCAUGAUGCUAGCUUCUUCAAGAAGUGGUUUACUGCUCAACAACAGCUGUAUGAAAAGCCUGGAAUGGCCGGGUGGGUGUACUGGACUUGGAAGACGGAGUUGAAUGAUCCUCGCUGGACGUAUUCUUAUGCUACUUCUCUCGGAUAUGUCCCGACUACUGCAGCUGGACUGGAAAGUAAUGUAUACCAACAGGUCUGUUAG